AAGACAAUUUGAUAAUCUUUUCAAUAGGGGUCAUUGAUUAUUUGAUAAUAGGAAGAAGAAUGUUUAAUUUUUUUUUUCUUUCAAUAAAAUCAAAUUGAUUUUUUAUUUAAUUUAGUACAAAAACUGUUUUGAAUAAUUUAUUGUCGUGGGUGUGUUUAUUCUUAAAACAUAAAUCUUAAAAUCGGUUUGUUUUUAAAUGGAAAAUUUGUAUUUUACAAAAAUAAAUGAGUGUGUCUUCGAAUAGAAUCUAUAUUUAGUCAAGUAUGAUGAACGUUGGUUCGGUUGUCAUUGGGAAUUUUUGAAAUAAUGUUAAUCUAAUAGCAAAAGAAAAUGGGAUUACUUGUAUAGACAUUUUUAGGACACAUAAGAAUAUGAGUUGCGUUAAAAGAUUUGUUAAAUAUCCUGUUGCCUUAAUACGAUCUGCAAUUAUAAUUAUCAAUAAUAUUUAUUGCAUUCCAACUUAUGUAAUAUGGAUGACUUGUUUGUGGCCAUUUAAAAUCGUUUAUCCAGGAUUUUACAGCAAAGUUGAAGGAAUUUUGUUCUCAUGGCUUCUAGCAGUUGUGGCAAUGUGGUCUUAUUCAGCUGGAUAUGACAUUGUAGAAGUAGGAGAUGAUAUAACUCCUUGUUUGGAUAAACACACUUUAGUAUUAGCUAAUCAUCAAAGUACGGCAGAUGUUCCGUUUUUGAUGGCAAAUUUCAACUCUAAGCCAAAAAUUUUACCAAACGUUAUGUGGAUAAUGGAUCGUCUGUUUAAAUUUACAAAUUUUGGAAUAGUCAGCGUUAUACACGAAGAUUUUUUUAUUUCAUCGGGUAAAGAAAAUCGGGAGGCAUCGAUACAAGACCUAAGGGAUCAUCUCGAGCAUUCCUACAAGAAAAACGAUCGAAAAUGGAUUAUAUUAUUUCCUGAAGGUGGAUUUCUAAGGAAACGUAAACAUAUCAGUCAAAAAUACGCCCAGCAACGUGGUCUCCCUCAUUUGGAGCACGUUACUUUACCCCGAAUCGGAGCAAUGAAAGCUGUCAUAGAUGUUUUGCAUAAUGACCACAAUCAAAAAGAUGAACUCAACUUUCUUGAUUAUAUUCUAGACAUAACAAUUGCAUAUCCGGAAGGAGUUCCGUUAGGUCUGCUUGAUAUUUUAAAUGGAUUUAAAGGAUCUUGUCAAACUUACAUGCAUUACAGAUUGUACAAAAUUACAGAGGUACCUAGUGAAGAAGAAUCACUCACAGAAUGGCUAUAUCAACUAUUUUACGAGAAGGAGAGCAUUUUAAAGAACUUUUACGAAACAGGAUUAUCAGAUGCUGUUAAAUUAACUUCGCAAUUAAUACGCCAAGACAUUCUGAGACUUGUCCUUAUAAAUGCUUUUUUUAUUACAUCGUCAUACAUACAUUAUCAAAUAUUUCGCAUCCUUUUAAUGCAAUAUUUCUUUAUAAGCCGAGUUUAUAUUCAAGUUUCCUAAAUUUUAACUACUAAUCAAAUUUUAUACUACGAUGCAAAGAGAUUUCUCACAUUACACAAACAUACACGUGUGUUGGGCAACCGGGACUGUUAAAUUAUGUUAAAUGCAUGUGCCUAAAUCCGGAUCUAAUAAAGUGAAUGCACAAUAUAAAUAAAAUCAAUUGUCUAUUUUGUUAAAUUUAUAAGUAAGUAGGAAAAAAAAAAACAUAAAAGUAAAUAAAGAAAUUUAUUAAUCAAACAAUGUGAUACUUAAAAUAAAUAGUGUCGUUAUAUUUUAAACGAAUUAAUAUUAAUGAGGUAGUAAUAAUUAUUUGAUGGAAAAUGUGUUACAUUGGAAAAUGGAGUCUUAUGUAUUGGACAAAGACAUAGGUAUGUCGACAAAAUAAGAAAUAAAAAUAUGCAAAUUUGUUUUAUAUCUUAAAAACAGAAUCUAGCAUGUAAUAAAGUAUGGUUUUGAAUGAAAAAUGA
Molecule: messenger RNA, 1921 nt
Organism: Eupeodes corollae
Lineage: Eukaryota; Metazoa; Arthropoda; Insecta; Diptera; Syrphidae
Product: acyl-CoA:lysophosphatidylglycerol acyltransferase 1-like
Exons: 7
Coding region: 372-1454 (360 amino acids)
Cellular component (GO): endomembrane system
Molecular function (GO): acyltransferase activity
Source: RefSeq, a predicted model, not a curated record